AUGGAAAUCCUAUUGCUGCUGUUGUUUCUGAUGUGCUGCUGCUGUUCAGGAGGAAUUCACGCGGCCUCUUCCCCUACCGAUUCUAGAGACGCGGCAGUACUACGAGCUCUAAAAGAACAAUGGCAAAACACACCACCAAGUUGGGAGAAGUCAGACGAUCCUUGUGGAGCACAGUGGGAAGGAGUUACCUGCACAAAUUCCAGGGUCACCGCCUUGGGAUUAUCAACUAUGGGACUCAAAGGUACACUAAGUAGUGGCGACAUUGGGCAACUCACUGAAUUAAUAUCCCUAGAUCUUUCAUUCAACAGAGGCCUCACGGGUACUCUCUCCCCACAAUUAGGAAAUCUCCAAAGGCUGAACAUUCUGAUCCUAGCUGGUUGCAGCUUCACUGGCACUAUCCCAAAAGAAUUAGGCAAUUUAGGAGAGUUGUCUUUCUUGGCUCUGAACUCGAACAAUUUUAGUGGUAGUAUACCUCCAUUGUUAGGCAAUCUUUCCAAACUUUACUGGCUGGACCUGGCAGAUAAUCAACUGACAGGACCUCUUCCUGUUUCAAACUCUACCACCCCAGGCUUGGACCUCCUCUUAAAGGCAAAGCACUUCCAUUUCAACAAGAACCAAUUAUCUGGUCCUAUUCCGCCCAAACUUUUCAGCUCAGAGAUGGUUUUGAUCCAUUUACUAUUUGAUGGAAACCAACUAAGUGGGAGGAUCCCAUCUACAUUAGGACUUGUUCAAACACUUGAGAAUCUUCGGCUUGAUAGGAAUUCUCUAAUAGGACCAGUCCCAUCCAACCUCAACAACCUCUCAAGCAUCAAUGAACUGAAUUUAGCACAUAAUCAACUGACAGGCCCAGUGCCUGACCUAACUGGAAUGGACUCCCUCAAUUACGUGGACUUGAGCAAUAACUCAUUUGACCAAUCAGAAGCUCCAAGUUGGUUCUCAACCGUACAAUCUCUCACCACUCUUGUUAUGGAAUAUGGAACACUUCAAGGAAAAGUGCCACAAAAGCUUUUCAGCUUUCCGGAACUACAAGAAGUAAAACUUAGGAACAAUGCAUUGAAUAACACUUUGGACAUGGGAGACAGCAUUAGCCAGCAACUGCAGCUUGUCGAUUUGCAAAACAACCACAUUUCCUCUGUAACACUGAACUCUGCAUAUAGAAAUACUCUAAUGCUAAUGGGUAACCCGGUCUGCACUACUGGUCUCUCAAAUACAAACUAUUGCCAACUUCAGGAACAAACAAAAAAGCCCUAUUCGACCAGCCUAGCUAAUUGUGGCACCAAAUCAUGUCCCUCUGAUGAAGGGCUAAGUCCUCAGAGUUGUGAGUGUGCCUAUCCAUAUGAAGGGACAUUGUAUUUCAGAGCGCCUUCCUUUCGAGAUUUGUCCAACGUCACUAAAUUUCAUGCAUUGGAAAUGAGCCUGUGGAUCAAGCUUGGCCUCACCCCUGGUUCAGUCUCUCUUCAGAACCCCUUCUUCAAUAUGGAUGACUAUCUUCAGGUGCAAUUAGAACUUUUUCCGUCUGUCGGAAAAUAUUUUAAUCGGUCAGAAAUACAGAGGAUUGGAUUUUAUCUGAGCAAUCAAACAUAUAAGCCUCCUCACGAGUUUGGACCUUACUAUUUCAUUGCAUCUCCUUAUGCUUUCUCAGUUGAGCUUGGAGGAGCUUCUUUAAGCUUAGGUGCAAUUGUCGGAAUAGCAACUGGUUGUGGUGUUCUCAUCCUCAUACUCAUGGGUGUUGGAAUCUAUGCUAUUCAACAAAAAUGGCGUGCUGAGAGAGCCGUUGAGUUGAGUAAACCUUUCGCAUCUUGGGGACCAAGUGGUGAAGAUAGUGGUGAUCCUCCACAAUUGAAAGGGGCCAGAUGGUUUUCAUAUGAUGAACUCAAAAAGUGCACCAACAAUUUUUCUGAAAGCAAUGAAAUUGGAUUUGGGGGCUAUGGCAAGGUUUAUAGAGGGAUGCUCUCAAGUGGACUUGUGGUGGCAAUCAAAAGAGCUCAACAAGGAUCAAUGCAGGGUGGGCUUGAAUUCAAGACUGAAAUCGAGUUGCUUUCUCGGGUUCAUCAUAAAAACCUUGUGGGACUUGUUGGAUUUUGUUUUGAGCAAGGAGAACAAUUGCUGGUUUAUGAAUUUAUGCCUAAUGGGACACUUAGAGACAGCUUGUCUGGGAAAUCAGGCAUUCUCUUGGAUUGGAAACGAAGACUUUGCAUUGCUCUUGGCUCAGCUAGAGGAUUAGCUUAUCUCCAUGACUUGGCUAAUCCUCCUAUAAUUCAUAGAGAUGUCAAGUCUACUAAUAUUCUAUUGGAUGAAAAUUUAACUGCAAAGGUUGCGGAUUUUGGCCUAUCAAAACUAGUAUCAGAUAGUGGCAAGGGGCACAUUUCUACUCAAGUUAAAGGCACGUUGGGUUAUCUAGAUCCUGAGUAUUACAUGACUCAACAAUUGACAGAGAAGAGCGAUGUUUACAGCUUUGGCAUAGUGAUGCUUGAAUUGGUUACUUCCAAGCAACCAAUAGAGAAGGGGAAGUAUAUUGUCCGUGAGGUGCAAAUAGCUAUGGAUAAAAAUGACAAAGAAUACUAUGGCUUAGAGAGGAUAUUGGAUCCAAGAAUUAGAAAUCUGCAAAAUCCCAUAGGUUUUGUGAGAUUUGUGGAUUUGGCCCUGCAAUGUGUAGAAGAAUCAGCUGAAGACCGUCCGACAAUGAGUGAUGUUGUGAAGGAGAUUGAAAGCAUAUUACAACAAGAUGGGGAGAUCACAAAUUCAAACUCAGCAUCCUCAUCUGCUACAGAAUUUGGAACUACAAAGGGUAAAACUCGACAUCCCUAUGAUGAUGCUUUGCCGAAGAAGGAUGUAAACAACAGUGAUGCCUUUGACUACAGUGGUGGAUACAUGCUCUCUGCUAAAGUUGAACCUAAGUAGAACACUGUUUCUUUGAUUUUUUUUUCUUGAAUUUCCCUAAUUUCUUAUUGUAUGUUUCUAUAUCUAACACCCUAUUAUUUUGUUUUUUCCUUUCCCUCCCCACUCUUUUUCCCAUGAUCUUGUGAGGGAAGAGGGUCAACGAUUCAUUCCUAGUUGAUGGAGGUUGAUUUUUGCUACAAGAAUCCAAGAUUUGGCUAACAUAGAAAGCUGCCAUAUUCAA
Molecule: messenger RNA, 3121 nt
Organism: Telopea speciosissima
Lineage: Eukaryota; Viridiplantae; Streptophyta; Magnoliopsida; Proteales; Proteaceae
Product: leucine-rich repeat receptor protein kinase HPCA1
Exons: 19
Coding region: 1-2901 (966 amino acids)
Biological process (GO): protein phosphorylation
Molecular function (GO): protein binding; protein kinase activity; ATP binding
Source: RefSeq, a predicted model, not a curated record